AGCCAUGAACGAAGAAGGAGCCAGUUCUGAUGAAGACAUCUCGAAAUUCGACCCUUCGAAUAUCCUGUACCAACGGCUCAUACACCUUGAAUUUCCCGCGCCUUAUUUGCUCCUUGCACAUGGCUUUGUGGACGAUGCCGAAUAUCAUUGCCGUGCAUUUAGGCUUUGUCACUGGAGAAACGAGGGACAAUGCUAAGAAAAUCAUAAAAGGGGCUGGGAAGGGGCCUCGGAUGGCAUGAUUUUUUCGUGUCACGUUAACAGACUUUUUCCACUGACAAUUCUUCAGGGCAGGUCUUGUCUGUGCCGUUCUUUUGCAGUUAGGGGGAAGGAUCGGCUGACACAGCCACCGUUGAUAUGAACGAUAAUAUGCCACCGUUAAGAAUUGCGGGAUG
This is a messenger RNA of Xylona heveae TC161, 392 nucleotides long. RefSeq lists its product as hypothetical. Lineage: Eukaryota; Fungi; Ascomycota; Xylonomycetes; Xylonales; Xylonaceae. The transcript has a single exon. Bases 5 to 196 code for a protein of 63 amino acids. The record is from RefSeq and is a predicted model, not a curated record.